CGCUGACAUGUGAUCAACGCGAGCCCGCUAAAUCAAAGUCACGUUUCAUAAUGGCGGAGAAAGCAAACACAACAUCAUUAACGUCGAAUUCAUUAUUUCCUGGCAGCGACGAUCUAGGUCCUUUGUCUGGACCGUUUGCACUCGCACCAGCUCUAGUACCUAGUGCAUCAACAACUAUUUCAUCUUCUUCCAACGAUAGCAUAACCGAAGAAAUAAUUUUGAAUAAAGAUGAAGCAGAACCUGAAAUGGAAAAAUUUAUCGAGCAACCAAUAACACCAACGACGAGUUCAUACGUAGGUGAUUCAUCUCCAAGUACUUCAUCAACAUCAGUCAAUGUACCUCCACAUACUCUAUAUUCCCCAAUGGACCAGCCACCUCCUUCAGUUUCAUAUCAAAAUUCAUCAUUAUCCUCACAUACUCCUAGUCAAACAUCCAGACCAAUUCAUGCUGUGCCCCCAUUUACCCAAAGUCAACAAUCAAUGUUCCCACCAGCAUCCCCUCACAUUCCCUCAGCACCCCCUCCUACACCAGAACAACGAGCUAAAGCAUCUCCUGUACGUCCACAUUGGUUUUAUCUAAAACAUGGUAAAGUCUGGACGCCAUUUUCCUGGAAAGACUCUAAUUUGUUACAGUUGAGCUACUCAACUUCCUCUCGAGGUGGUGAUAGAAUAAUUGCAACAGAUGGAGGCCGUUUUGAUGUGAAUAUUGACAAGAGAACAAGAACAAGUGUUUACUGGAAUGAACCAGUUACAGUUGUGCGUCCUUGUACGUGGUUUUGUAAAGCACAUGAACGUGAAAAUAAACUAACGCCUUAUGAAGAAAGUCUAUCAGCAAAGUUAGAGCAAGCAUUCUUGGAAGCACAUGAUGAACAAAAAUGGCCCAAGACAGUCAAUCUCAACAAAGGAGAAACGGUUAUUAUGCACAACUCCAAUGUCAUGGUGCAUUUCAGUGGAACUACAUCAACAGCUGAUGAUUGGACUGAUGAUGAAAUAAGAAGCCGACCGAAAGUUGUGCGACGUGGAAUUGAUGACUUUGAGUCAGAAAUUGAUGAUGGAGAACCCUCUCAAAUUGAUCAUUUGGUUUUUGUUGUACAUGGUAUUGGACCGUAUGCUGAUCUUCAGUUUCGAUCACUUGUUGAAUGUGUGAAUGACUUUCGUAAAUUGUCACUGGAGAUGAUGGAGGGUCGUCGUGAAAAUUUGAUUAGAAAGCAGGAUAAUUUGGUUGGACGAAUUGAGUUUUUACCUGUUCUUUGGCACGCUGCUAUACAUGAUGACAUGGCCAAUGGAGUGGAUAGACUACUGCAAUCCAUUACCAUCAACAGCGUGAGUAAACUUCGAGAGUUCACCAACACCACAUUGCUGGAUAUUUUGUUUUUUACAAGUCCUGUUUAUUGUCAGACAAUUGUAGAUAAAGUAGGCUCAGAAAUGAACCGUCUCUUGCGUCUUUUUCGAAUGAGAAAUCCUUCUUUCAAAGGAAAUAUUUCCGUUUGCGGUCAUAGUUUAGGAUCAGCGAUAUGCUUUGAUAUUCUUCAACAUCAGGGUGAUCAACAUGAACCUGGCGUGAAAAAACAGAGUAAAAUGAACACAUCGCAAGCUUGCCAACAACGAAACGUGCAACAUAAUGUCGAUUCCAGUACUUUGCCUAACCUUGAGCAAAUACUACAGCGUUUAGGACUCGAGAACUUUUUGCUCACGUUUCAAAUGGAACAAAUCGAUGGGGAAGCUUUGAUGAUGUGUAGCGAGGAUGACUUGAAGGAGUUAAGUAUACCGAUGGGUCCAAGAAAAAAGAUAAUUUCCUAUCAAAAAGAUUACAUCAAAGAGAAAGAAGUGCGCAACUUAUCUUUGGAAAAUACAAAAGUUGCUGACAUUGAUACAACAGAGACGUCACAAGUCAACAGUUCGUUGACAAAUCUCGGAGUAACUUCGCCAUCAAUCGAGAUAGUGGAAAUCCUGCAGUAUCAUCAGGGUCAACAAGGAACAGCAGGGACUGGACAACCGUAUGUUCAUUAUCCCAAACUGGAUUUCGAACCACGAAAUAUGUUCGCACUUGGUUCACCUAUUGGAUUGUUCUUGACUGUGAGAGGUGUCGACAGUGUUGGUAUGGAUUAUUGUUUACCAACAUGUCCUGGUUUUUACAACAUAUUUCAUCCUUAUGAUCCUGUGGCAUACAGAAUUGAGCCUUUGGUCAUGAAAGGUUUUAAGGGUGACCCAGUGUUAAUGCCUCAUCAUAAAGGUCGAAAGCGAAUGCAUCUUGAACUGCGAGAGAACUUGUCAAGGAUUGGAGCAAAUCUUAAGCAAAAAUUCGUGGAAUCAGUAAAGGAGACUUGGGCAUCAUUGAAUGAUUUUGCGCGUGCGCACACGGGUGUUCAGGACCCAGACGUUGAUAACGAAGAACCAGCAAAGACCACAGGAGAUUCACUUAACUUGAGUAAUGAGAAGUGUGAAGUUGGCAGUGUCUCCAUGGGCAGGUUAAACAGGGGUCAACGAUUUGAUCUUGUUCUUCAAGAAAAACCAAUUGAAAUAUUAAAUGAGUAUCUGUUUGCUUUGAGUGGCCAUGCUUGUUAUUGGCAAUCUGAAGACACCGCUCUCUUUAUGCUAAAUGAGAUUUAUAAAAAUUGAGGAAGUAUUUAUAAAAAUAGAAAUAUAUCGUUUAUUUGAGAAUGUCUGAAAAUAAAAGUUUCAGAAACCCA
This is a messenger RNA of Xenia sp. Carnegie-2017, 2689 nucleotides long. Its product is annotated as phospholipase DDHD2-like. NCBI's taxonomy places the organism in Eukaryota, Metazoa, Cnidaria, Anthozoa, Malacalcyonacea, Xeniidae. Gene Ontology annotation, molecular function: metal ion binding; protein binding. The record is from RefSeq and is a predicted model, not a curated record. The coding region runs from base 51 to 2618 and encodes 855 amino acids. The transcript has 19 exons.